This is a messenger RNA of Ipomoea triloba (trilobed morning glory), 1107 nucleotides long. RefSeq names its product protein decapping 5-like. The transcript is spliced from 7 exons. Lineage: Eukaryota; Viridiplantae; Streptophyta; Magnoliopsida; Solanales; Convolvulaceae. The record is from RefSeq and is a predicted model, not a curated record. Bases 1 to 1107 code for a protein of 368 amino acids.
AUGGCUGCCAUAGAUGCGGGAAGGGGAAGUUUGGUUAAUUUGUUGACGAGAUGUGGAGCACGAUAUCAAGGAUAUGUCUCCCGUGUGGACUCUCCCGAAUUCAUGAUUGCCCUCACUGAUGUGAAAUGCUUUGGAACCGAAGGGAGAAGAUUGGAUGGACAAGAGUAUGCUGGAAGUGAGAGAAUCUAUGAAUUCAUUAUCUUCCGUGGAAGUGAAGUCCUAGAGCUACAAUUUUUAACUUUGCCACCGGCUCAUCAAAUUGGGUUUGUGCCAAAUUAUAUGGCUGGAUCUAUGGCUCAUCAAACUAGCACAUCUACACUGUUGCCAAUGCAAAACCCUGGUGCUGGGACUGCAACAGUCACUGGAUUGCAACAUCCUCCAUUGUUGUCUGUUGGUCCUAGUUCCAGUUCAGGACAGUAUGCUACACCAGAAUCAAGUCUUCAAACGGAGCUACAAUUUUUAAAUUUGCCACCUGGUCAAAUUGGGUUUGUGCCAAAUUAUAUGGCUGGAUCUAUUGCUCAUCAAGCUAGCACAUCUACACUGUUGCCAGUGCAAAAUCCUGGUGGGACUGCAACAGUGGCUGGAUUGCAACAUCCUCCAUUAUUGUUGCCUGUUGGUCCUGCUAAUUCCACAAAUUUGUAUCCUCCAACUACGCAUUCCAGUUCAGGACAGUGGGCUACACCAGAAUCAAGCCUACAAACGGAGCUACAAUUUUUCAAUUUGCCACCGGCUCAAAUUGGGCUUGUGCCAAAUUAUAUGGCUGGAUCUAUUGCUCAUCAAGCUAGCACAUCUACACUGUUGCCAAUGCAAAAUCCAGGUGGGACUGCAACAGUGGCUGGAUUGCAACAUCCUCCAUUGUUGCCUAUUGGUCCUAGUUCCAGUUCAGGACACUGUGCUACACCUGCAGAAUCAAGCCUACAAACGGCUUCUCAGCCAGUUUCUCAAUCAUUUCCUACUCCAAGUGCACUUGGUGGUCUUCUUCCAACACCUCAACAGGGUCGUCUGCCAACACCACCACCUCAGGGCUCGAGUGGUCGUGGGAGGGGUUCUGUGGCAUCUGGCCAAGGCCGUGGCAAACAACUAUGGCGCCGUCGUGCCGAAAGAUAA